GAGUGAGACGCAGUUUUCCGAUCACGAUGGGCCUUUUAACGAGGUGCCCGUGAAGGCAGCAUGAGAGUCCCGCCGUGACGUCACAGCGAGCCGUUGAGUCAGAGGGAGGAACUGAACAGCAGAAAGUGAACCAGGAAACAAGCGGAGCAGAGCAGCUGCUGAACCCGCUCACACGGCCCACACAGCGGCUUCUAACGGCAGGAACCGCCCGCUAGAACAGACCAGGACCUCUGUUUUAUAUUUUAUAUCUAGGUUGAUACCAAAAGCAGCGACAUGGCCUUUUUAAAGAAGAAGACAGUCGAUGACAUCAUCAAAGAACAGUCGAAGGAGCUGCGAGGCACCCAGAGACAGAUCACCAGAGACAGAACAGCGCUGGAGAGACAGGAGAAACAAAUGGAAGCUGAGAUCAAGAAGAUGGCUAAGAGUGGGAACAGGGAGGCCUGUAAGAUUCUGGCCAAGCAGCUGGUGCAGCUUAGGAAGCAGAAGACCAGAACCUACGCCGUCAGUUCAAAGGUCACCUCCAUGUCCACGCAGACCAAACUCAUGAACUCUCAGAUGAAGAUGGCCGGUGCCAUGUCCGCCACGGCAAAGACGAUGCAAGCAGUGAAUAAGAAGAUGGAUCCUCAGAAGACCCUGAAGAACAUGCAGGACUUCCAGAAGGAGAACAUGAAGAUGGGCAUGACUGAGGACAUGAUCAACGACACUCUGGACGAGAUCUUUGAUGAAUCAGGAGACGAAGAAGAAUCUCAGGACAUCGUCAACCAGGUUCUGGAUGAGAUCGGCAUCGAGAUCUCAGGAAAGAUGGUGACGGCUCCAGCUGCAGGAAGGAGCCUCCCCGGCGCCGCCUCCUCCUCCAAACAGGCCACCAUCUCCGACGAGGAGAUCGAGAGGCAGCUCCGAGCGCUGGGAGUCGACUAGCGUCUGUUAAUGUUCACUAACAUGUGAUCAUUAACUCUGAGUCACACUGACUGUUGGCACACAUUAGGUUCUGUCAUUGUUGGAAAAAAAAGGUGUAACAAAGGGUGAACACCAACACACACACACACACACACACGGAGACAUUUAUUAAAGGCAGAAUAUUAAUAUUCUCACACAUUCUACAGCAGGUCGCCUCAAAGAUCGUUAGGGCAGAAAAUCUAAAAUACACUGUAAAAAAUAACAGAUCAAACAGUAAAUCUGAGGGAAAUGAUCUUGAAUCUUAAAUUCAGAUUAUUAAAUCUAGAAAUAAGCAUGUCGAACACUUAAAAUAUGAAAUUAACUCUUAAAACAAGAUAAGUUAUCUAACACUUCUAAAUCUAAAGUUUUUGUUUCUUACAAAGAUUUAAAAAAAACUUG
Molecule: messenger RNA, 1335 nt
Organism: Centropristis striata (black sea bass)
Lineage: Eukaryota; Metazoa; Chordata; Actinopteri; Perciformes; Serranidae
Gene: chmp2ba
Product: charged multivesicular body protein 2Ba
Exons: 6
Coding region: 274-918 (214 amino acids)
Biological process (GO): endosome transport via multivesicular body sorting pathway; late endosome to vacuole transport; protein transport
Cellular component (GO): multivesicular body; ESCRT III complex
Source: RefSeq, a predicted model, not a curated record